Molecule: messenger RNA, 1560 nt
Organism: Vespula pensylvanica (western yellowjacket)
Lineage: Eukaryota; Metazoa; Arthropoda; Insecta; Hymenoptera; Vespidae
Product: selenoprotein M-like
Exons: 4
Coding region: 57-404 (115 amino acids)
Cellular component (GO): endoplasmic reticulum lumen
Molecular function (GO): oxidoreductase activity
Source: RefSeq, a predicted model, not a curated record
CGCGCAGAAAAUCAGGAGUGUCCUACUUCCGUUUUCUUCGUAUUCUAAAAAUAAACAUGGCACCUUCUACGAUUGUCACUUUUAUUUCCCUAUUACUGUUGGUUGUAACUUUGGCUGCGGUAUCAGCCAAAAGUAAAUAUACAUUUGCAACAAUCGAGAGUUGUAGUGGAUGUUCCUUGAAUCGACUUCCGGAUAUCAAGAAAUUUAUAUUCGAGGAUGUACCAAAAUAUAACAAUGUUGAAUUUAAGCAUAUUCAAGGUGCAAGUCCAGAACUUGUCCUUUAUGAUGAGAAUGAAGAGGAGGUGGAGAGAUUAAAUUUAGUAAGCCUUACACGUGACGAGUGUAAUGAUUUACUCUUAUCUAAAGGUUUUAAGAAAUCUAUUCCUAAAAAGGAUGAAAUAUAAUUUGUGAAAUAGAUAUACUUAAACUUUUAUGCUCUUCAAAGAAAUCAAUAUAUAAUUCUGAGUUGCAUUUCUAAUUAAAUAUGGUUAGAAAGCUUCUUAUACAUUUUAUUAAGUUAAAUGAACAAUAAACAAAACAUUUGAAAUGUUCUUCUUCGAUUAUAUAUUGAAAGAAAAUAAUUUAUCAAUAUAUACUAUUAGAGAGAUAAUAGAGUUUAGCAAUAAUAUUAACUCUGCACAUAAUAAUAGUUACAUAAAGAUUUUUCAAUGCACAAAUUGCUACUUUUCAUUGACACAUUAACACGUAGGCAAGGGAAGCAUAUAUUUACCCUUGUGGAGCUACAACCUGUGAUAUGAUUACUAGAACCAUGAAAUAACAAAAUUGUUCAUUGUGGCAUAAUUGGGCUUUUUUGUUGGAAUAAUAUUCUAUUAAUUUUAUGAUUAAAUUUAUUAGAACAUAGCUGACAAAAACAAAUGUAGGUUAUAUAAAUAGUGCAUUUAUGCAAAUAUAUUAACAGCACAAUUAAGUAAUUAUAAUGCAACAAUUUUAUUCUUAAAGUCAGUGCAGUAUAAAAAAAUAAGAUUGAUUUCACGUUUACUAUCUUUAAAGAUAAAUAUGUAAGUAGUUUUAGUUAGACUGUACACUACAAGUUACAAAUGUUACAAAUAAUUUAUUGAAUUUAAUAUUUUGCAACAUUUGUUGCUUUUUUAUGUACUACUUAUCAAUAAAUGAAUUAAAAGAAAUGAGAUUUUGUAGAUAAUACUUUUACAACUAUAGCACAAACAAAUAAAUCGUUAUUAGGUUAAAAUAAAAAAUAGGUAAAUCAUAUCAGAGCGAAUAACACUCGCAAAUAAUUAUUUGUAUUUCAACUUUCUGUUUAUAACCAUAAUAUAUUACAAUAUUAUAUAUGUUGUAUAGCUGUGUAUUAAUAUUAAUAUUCAUAUUCUUACAUAUUGAUAUAAUAUUGAACUACUUUAAUAUAAUUUUGAUUUUAUAGGUUAUAUACAUAUGCGAUCCAAUAUAGUAGUAAAAUUGGCCAUAAUCAUAAAAAGCAGUUUUGAGAUUCUUAUUCUAAAAAAAGCAUGUAUUCGGAAUGUACUACUAACUAGGGUAGUACUUUUUUCUAAGCUGUAUUUAAUGUAAUAGGAUAUAUUUUAU